Dipodomys spectabilis (banner-tailed kangaroo rat) is the source of this 401-nucleotide messenger RNA. RefSeq names its product SLC35A4 upstream open reading frame protein. Bases 89 to 400 code for a protein of 103 amino acids. The transcript is spliced from 3 exons. NCBI's taxonomy places the organism in Eukaryota, Metazoa, Chordata, Mammalia, Rodentia, Heteromyidae. The record is from RefSeq and is a predicted model, not a curated record.
GAAGUGCCUUCGCCCUCAGUAAAGAUGGCCGUGGCAUUUGGCAUGAAACGGGCGGGGCUGCGCCUGCGCAACAAGUUCGGCAGGGAAGAUGGCGGAUGACAAGGAUUCUCUGCCCAAGCUUAAGGACCUGGCAUUUCUCAAGAACCAAUUGGAGCACCUGCAGCAACGCGUGGAAAACGAGGUCAACAGUGGAAUGAGCCAGGAUGGCUCACUGUUAUCCUCCCCAUUCCUCAAGGGAUUCCUGGCUGGCUAUUUGGUGGCCAAACUGAGAGCAUCAGCAGUAUUGGGCUUUGCAGUGGGCACUUGUACUGGUAUCUACGCAGCUCAGGCAUAUGCUGUGCCCAACGUGGAGAAGACAUUGAAGGACUACCUUAGGUCAUUUCGCAAGGGGCCUGACUAGC